AUGAACAAGAUCGCAAUCAAGACGCUUGACGAAUUGGGUGACCGAGAGCCGGCCUACGCGCUAGUCGGCGACGUCGAUCUCUGCGUCGUGCGCUACGACGACAACGUGUCGGUCUUCUACGGCCGCUGCCUGCACCGGGGCGCGCUCAUGGCCGACGGCCAUGUCGACGGCGAGAACCUGAUCUGCGGCGUCCACUACUGGGACUACCGCCUCGAUACCGGCGUCAGCGAAUACAAUAACGAAGAAGUCCUGCCCAAGUUCACCUCGUGGACUGAGGACGGCCAGGUUUUGGUCGAUGCGGACGAGAUCGGCGCUUGGGGGCAGGACCACCCGCAGCCCUUCAAUCGGGAUGAAUAUCAAGGCCUCUACGCCGACACCCACCCCGCGCCCGAAGAGCCCCAUGUGGGGCUCAUCCAGGGCUAUGCCAGGGACGGGCUCAGCAAGACCGGCCACCACGGCGUCGUCGUGGCCAUGGGCGUGCCGCGUCAGGAUCUGCCGAGCUGGGACGACAUCCAGUUCAUCACGGCGCAACUUCACCGCAUGCCGCACUUCGAUGACGAGGCCGUCGGCACCGAGGUGGUGAUCGGCCCCAACGCCCAAAAACCGCUCACGCUCGACAUUCCGCUCCUGGUCUCGGACAUGAGCUUCGGCGCGCUCUCGGAGCCCGCCAAGGUCUCGCUCGCGCGCGGAGCGGAGCUCUCCGGCACCGGCAUCUGCUCGGGCGAGGGCGGCAUGCUGCCGGAGGAGCAGCAGGCCUGCAGCCGCUACUUCUACGAGUAUGCCUCCGGGCGCUUCGGCUUCUCCUGGGACAAGCUCGAACACGUGCAGGCCUUCCACUUCAAGGGCGGCCAGGGUGCCAAGACCGGCACCGGCGGGCACCUGCCGGGCGACAAGGUAAGGGGCAAGAUCGCAGAGGUGCGCGGGCUUCCGGAAGGCUCGCCCGCAGUCUCGCCACCGCGCUUCCCGGACUGGACGGACUGGCGCCAGGUGAGAGAUUUCGCCGACGAGCAUAUCGAGAAGGAUAUCGACGCCGCGCUCGAGGUGGGCGUCGACUACAUCAUCCUGGAUGGGCGCGGCGGCGGCACAGGUGCUGCGCCGCUCAUCUUCCGCGACAACAUCUCGGUGCCGACCAUUCCGGCGCUGGCGCGCGCGCGCCGCCACCUCGACGCGUCGGACCGCCAGGACGUGACGCUGAUGAUCACCGGGGGCCUGCGCAAGCCCGCCGACUUCGCCAAGGCGCUGGCGCUCGGCGCGGAUGCGGUCGCGAAGCCGCAUCUCACCGCGCGGAUCGAGAUCGAGAAGUCUGCGCGCCGCCUCGCCAACUUCUUCGAGGCGAGCGUCGAGCUAAUGAAGAUCAUGGCGCGCGCCUGCGGUCAUUCGCACCUGAACAAGCUCGCGCUCGACGACCUCGUGACCUGGAAAGAGGAUAUGGCGCGGCUUGCGGGCGUCGCCUACGGCGGGAUCGGCGGCUAG
Geodia barretti is the source of this 1473-nucleotide messenger RNA. The record is from the annotation of a GenBank genome assembly. NCBI's taxonomy places the organism in Eukaryota, Metazoa, Porifera, Demospongiae, Tetractinellida, Geodiidae.